Nerophis lumbriciformis (worm pipefish) is the source of this 1361-nucleotide messenger RNA. It is a transcript of the gene dr1, whose product is annotated as down-regulator of transcription 1. Gene Ontology annotation, biological process: negative regulation of transcription by RNA polymerase II; RNA polymerase II preinitiation complex assembly. Gene Ontology annotation, molecular function: RNA polymerase II general transcription initiation factor activity; TBP-class protein binding; protein heterodimerization activity. NCBI's taxonomy places the organism in Eukaryota, Metazoa, Chordata, Actinopteri, Syngnathiformes, Syngnathidae. Gene Ontology annotation, cellular component: negative cofactor 2 complex. The record is from RefSeq and is a predicted model, not a curated record.
GUUAAACUCCUUUCACUAACCACGGCUUCUAGUUAGACUCUUUCACUAAACGCGGCUACUAGUUAGACGUAUUCGCUAACCACGACUACUAGUUAGACUCGUUGACUAACCACGGCUACUAGUUAGACUCGUUGACUAACCACGGCUACUAGCGAGCGUCGUGCGUCGAGCCUCCCGCUGUUGUGGAAGGCCAGCGUUGGCGGGAGUUAUCUGGCGGGAGUUGUCUCUUCGUUUCGCUUUCAAGCUUUGAUGCUAGCUGGCUAGUUAGCGGCUGACGUGUAUUUCCUUUGUGGCGCGCGCCCAUCUCAGCCCCGUCAGCCCGCCAGGAGGCCUCGGGGGCGUCAUCGGUUCCUGCAGCCAUGGCUUCGUCCUCCGGUAACGACGACGACCUGACCAUCCCGCGCGCCGCCAUCAACAAGAUGAUCAAGGAGACGCUGCCCAACGUGCGCGUGGCCAACGACGCGCGCGAGCUGGUGGUCAACUGCUGCACGGAGUUCAUCCACCUCAUCUCCUCCGAGGCCAACGACAUCUGCAACAAGUCGGACAAGAAGACCAUCUCGCCGGAGCACGUCAUUAACGCUCUGGAGAGUCUGGGCUUUGCCUCCUACAUCACGGAGGUGAAGGACGUCCUGCAGGAGUGUAAGACCGUGGCCCUCAAGAGGAGGAAGGCCAGCUCCCGUCUGGAGAACCUGGGGAUACCCGAGGAGGAGCUUCUGAGGCAGCAGCAGGAGCUCUUUGCCAAGGCCCGGCAGCAGCAGGCAGAACUGGCCCAGCAGGAGUGGCUGCAGAUGCAGCAGGCGGCCCAGCAGGCCCAGAUGGCGGCGGCGUCUGCCAGCGCCGCCCAACAGGCGGGUUCCUCUCAGGACGAAGAAGACGAGGACGACAUGUGAUCCCCAGCAGACCGCGCCCCCCCGCUCCCGUGUUGGGACGGCGGUGUCAGAACCGACACCAGGCAGAGUCCGCGUCACGCCGACGUGGACGGACGGUGCUAGCAAACACGGGGGCGGGGCUGGAGGCGGGGCUCCGUGAUGGCCGCACGCUCAGACAUAGAACUUCAUUUGGAUCAAGAGACUUUGAAGAUAAAUUCUAUGUGACUUUUCUUAAGUUGUUUGGACCCAAUGAGACUGGUUCUUGUCUUCUUUUCUUUGUUUUCUUUUGUGUAGGCUUUUUGUUUGUGGCAGUAUUACUGAUCCACUUCACCUUCCGGAACUGGACUCGUACAACCAAAGAUGGAAGCAAGUCAAGUGGGUGAGAGUGGACGAAGGUGUAAGAUAGACAUGGUGACUAUGGUUCUGAGCCGCUUCACUUGUCCAUUCCACAACCUUCUUUCAGCAAUAAACUACUUUUCCUUUCUUUUUACA